Molecule: messenger RNA, 2054 nt
Organism: Drosophila suzukii
Lineage: Eukaryota; Metazoa; Arthropoda; Insecta; Diptera; Drosophilidae
Source: RefSeq, a predicted model, not a curated record
AACGGCUGCUCAUUUUAGUUUCUCACGCCGACUUGACGAAGAGGAGGAGGUGCUGUCUUACAAGGUGGAGGAGUCAGAAUCAGAAUCAUCAUCAGAAGAAGAACCAUCAUCAGAAUCAGAAUCAUCAUCAAAAUCAGAAUCCAAGUCCAGUAGUGAGGGAAACACAUGUUGUCAUGUUGACAAAAGCGAGGGACGGGGAAUCGAAAGGCCGUCGGCGGUGGCCAGCGAUGUUUUGGAUGUGGCUUCCAGUGUGUUUGCUCCUGCUGCCUGGCCAGGUGUUGCUCGGCGAAGCCGCCUCCGUCACCUGGGGACAUGUCAACAAAUACGCCAGCGUCCUCCACACCGAAGAUGUUUACCUAGCGCCGGAUUCCCCGGGCCAAGAUAUCGUCUACGGCUCGCAGAAUGCCAGCGAUAACUACCGAAUUACGGGUAUUCAUGUCGAGGAUCUGAGCGGUGGGACAGAGGCUUUACUCACAGCAGGCGGCAUUGGCCAGGAGUUUGUGGUUCUUCAUUCCCAGAGAAAUCAAGAAGCCAAGGAAGAGAACCCAGAACCAGCUCACCUCGAGGUGUCCAUCUAUGGAGUGGACCUAUAGGAUGUCUAUGUUAUGUCUAUGUUAUCUUAUUAGAGAGAGCAUUCCAGGCAUUGUAAAUAUUAAUUAGUAUAAAACCUGCCAAGAACUUUCAGCUGUGCAAGCCAAAAGUACUGAGAAAGUGUAUAGUUCUUUGUAAUGAUUUAAUUUGGAGAACUCUUAGUGGCUUAAUAAUAAAUCUGCUAUUUUAGCCUGUAUAUUUUAUACAUAUAUUACCCUUACAUAUCCUUAAAAAUAAAUUUUUAGCCAUACCAAUUUACUUUUAAAUAUUAUUGAACACACUUUCCUAUUUUAUUUUAUUGUUUCUGUAUAUAAAUUCACUCUAAAACUUCACAAUUUAUUUAUAUAUAUGUAAGUAGACCUUUAUCUAGAAUUGCAAGUACACAGUUAUCAUCAAUGACACUGAAAUUCCCACGCCAGCCUUUAUUUAUUACUAUCUUGAGUGAAAUCAACCUUUAAAUAUUGCAUUAGUUGCUUAAGACAAAUACAAAGCCUUAAUAGUAACGAUAAGCUUUAAUCAUGAAGAAAUUGUGUACAUACGAUACAGAUUUAGUAUGACAUAACUUUGUUAUUAUUGUUUUCAUUGCUUAAGAUAAUAUGGAUUAUUGAAUUAAGAAGCUGUAAUAACAUUGUUAACUUUUAGUCAUUGAGAUAUUAUAAACAAACAAUACAUACAUAAAUAGAAUGACAUAAUAUAUAGUAGUAUAACAUGUUAUACUGUCGUAAAAAACAAUUUUGGUAGCUCUUUCGACUGAAAACUUUGUAACUGGCCCUGGUAAUAAUAUUAAAACUGAAAAGUUGCGAGUGGCUGUGAAGUUUGAACGUCGUUUAAAGGCUGUCGGGUUUUUAUAAUUCUAUGGAAAUGAGGCAGACAACUAUGUAAGUUGUUGGAAGCCAGUAAUAUCUAUCUAUAUCACCCUUUCUUUUUCUCUUUUUCUCAAAACUGCAAUUCAGCUUAUCCCCAAAAAGCUCCUUUUCCAUUGCAAGUAUGUGCAACGUAAGUGGUUUAAAGCUUAUCUUAUAUCAAUCUACAUACUUAUCUUAAUUCGAAAUGAUAAAAACACUUCUAACAGACAAAAAAUAUGAAAUGCCAAAAGUAAAUCCACUCUAUUAAAUGAAAACGCAGCAUGUCAGUGGAAAUUAAAAAGUUUCCUUCAAAACAAAAACAAUGUUUUAUGAAACGCAUCUCGUUUUUCAGCUGUAAGCCAGCAAAAAGUUUUUGUGUUUUACUGGCAAACUAGGUGGGUAAAUUAACUAAAUAAUUGAAUUAUUUUACCUCUCUGUAAACAACUGAAUAUAUUAUUGAGCAAAUUCAUUUAGCCAAACAAAAAGCAGAACUUUUGUUUCCUUUGUUCAAUAUUUGCCCGGAACAAUUUAAAUGUAUUUACCUGUCCACAAUCUAGUAGUGAAUGUUUUCAUUUGCCAUUUUCCAUAUUUGCAGAACAUCCAUUUUCCAGAUAAAGA